AGCUCCUACUGAAACAAGCCAGCACGACGAUGAAGAAGCGAUCGAGCUCGAUGCAGACAACGGUGCCUGGCGCCUUCUUUGGCAAGAAGACGCCGCCCAAGAAGCCCGACGCCGAGACGCUGCGGCGUGGCUCGAGCGCUAUCGACACCGACUACCUUGCGUUUCAGACGCCGCAGCUGUCCAAGACACUGGAGGGCUUUCCCGACCUCUGCAGCGCGAUUGCUGUCGGCGACGUGGACGAAGUCCGCGCGAUGCUGCAAAACGCCAAGCAGGACGCCAACCUCGCAACGCCAGGCGGCGACCUGCCGCUGCAUGUUGCGUGCAUGCACAGCCACACACACAUCGUGACGCUGCUCAUUCAAGCCGGCGCCCACAUCAACUCGAUGGACAAGUAUGGCGAUACGCCGCUGCACUUGGCCUGCCGUCACGCCAACGUCCGCAUCGUCCAACUGCUGCUGAACGAACUCGCAUCGACGGCCAUUGUCAAUCGUCGAGGCUGGACUGCGCUCGAAGAGGCCGAGGAGCGCGCCCGCCAUGACGAUGUCGGCAGCUCGAUCUACCACAUUGUGCUCGAGGCCAGCAUCCCCACAUCAGCGUCGUCGAAAGAAGCGUCCGAGCCCGUGCGGACGCGCAGUCGGACCUACUCGGUGUCGCUCGAGAAGGAUCCAUCAUUUGUACAGAGUGUCAUUGCGUGGUUCAAAAAGCUCUAAUAUGUCGAAAAGGAACAAGAUGCGCAUGCGACCGAAGCAUGUCGCCCUGUAAUUAUAACGCGUUCCGUGUCUUGCCUCCA
This is a messenger RNA of Saprolegnia parasitica CBS 223.65, 790 nucleotides long. RefSeq lists its product as hypothetical. The transcript is spliced from 5 exons. Gene Ontology annotation, biological process: piRNA processing. Gene Ontology annotation, molecular function: protein binding. The record is from RefSeq and is a predicted model, not a curated record. Gene Ontology annotation, cellular component: pi-body. Lineage: Eukaryota; Oomycota; Saprolegniomycetes; Saprolegniales; Saprolegniaceae. Bases 30 to 710 code for a protein of 226 amino acids.